GCAUGAGCCUUGCGUCGAGAUCCCGUCAAAGCACUAUACAGCGAAUUUCUCGCACCUGAACUUUUACACUUUCCUGAGGACUAUUUUACCAUUUAAACGGGACGUCUUUUUACGUUAUUUACUCUGACACGCAACAGCAGCACUUAAGAAGUCACUCCACCGCAGUUGCGUUCCUGUCUUAAGACAUUUAAAAUAAAAGGAUAUGGUGUUGGACAUGUGAAAUACACGGGCAACUUCAAACAUGAAGCUGGCAUCUUCUCUGUGUUGCCUCGGGUUUCUUCUCACUUCUGUGGCGGUCCGUCUGAGCGACUCGCAGCAAGUAUGUACUGGCACGGAGAAUAAACUGAGUACUCUGUCAGACCUGGACCAGCAGUAUCGGACCCUUCGUAAAUACUACGAGAACUGCGAGGUGGUGAUGGGGAACCUCGAGAUCACCAGCAUCGAUCGCAGUCGUGACCUGUCCUUUCUUAGGUCCAUUCGUGAGGUGACCGGCUAUGUGCUUGUGGCACUAAAUCAGUUUGAGUAUCUGCCCCUGGAGAAUCUUCGCAUCAUCCGCGGCACCAGGCUGUAUGAAGACCGCUACGCCUUGGCUAUCUUCCUCAACUACCGCAGAGACGGCAACUUUGGUCUCCGUCAGCUUGGCCUUAAGAACCUCACAGAAAUUCUGAAUGGAGGGGUGUAUGUGGACCAGAACAAGUUCCUGUGUCAUGCCGAUACCAUCCACUGGCAGGAUAUAAUGAAGAACGCUCGCCCUGAUCACCUGGUGGUGCCGUCCAAUAGCAGCAGCUCAUGUCAGAGGUGUCAUAGAGGAUGUAAUGGACGCUGCUGGGGGCCAAAGGAGGACCAGUGUCAGAGCUUGACUAAGACAGUGUGUGCCGAGCAAUGUGAUGGCCGCUGUUUUGGGCCGUACGUCAGUGACUGCUGUCAUCGUGAGUGUGCUGGAGGCUGUUCGGGACCAAAGGACACAGACUGCUUUGCCUGCACUAAUUUCAACGACAGCGGCGCAUGUGUGACGCAAUGCCCUCAGCCCUUCGUCUACAACCCCACCACGUUCCAGCUGGAGCACAACCCACGGGCCAAAUACACAUAUGGAGCGUUCUGCGUCAAAAAGUGCCCACAUAACUUUGUGGUGGACCACAGCUCUUGUGUCAGAGCCUGUCCCAGCAACAAGAUGGAGGUGGAGGAGAAUAGGAUCAAGAUGUGUAUCCCCUGCACUGAUAUCUGCCCAAAAGCAUGCGAUGGGAUCGGCACUGCAAGCCUUCAGACGGCUCAAACUGUAGACUCCAGCAACAUCGACAGAUUCAUCAACUGCACCAAGAUCAACGGAAAUCUGGUGUUCCUCAUCACAGGCAUUAAAGGGGAUAUAUACCACAACAUAGAGCCUCUGGAUCCAGAGAAACUCAACGUGUUCCGCACCGUUCGAGAGAUCACCGGUUUUCUAAACGUUCAGUCCUGGCCAGAAAACAUGACUGACCUGAGUGUCUUCUCCAAUCUGGCAACCAUUGGAGGCAGGUCUCUCUACAGUGGCAUCUCUCUUCUGGUGCUAAAGCAGCAGUGGAUUUCCUCACUGAAGCUGCAGUCUCUGGGUGAGAUCAGUGCUGGAAACGUGUACGUCACCAACAACAGUCAACUCUGCUACUACAACACCGUCAACUGGACGCGACUCUUCCGCACCAGCACCCAGAAGGCCCUGAUCCGCAACAACCGUGACCCCAAGGAAUGCAUUUUGGAUCGUAUGAUAUGUGAUCCGCUGUGCUCUGAUGCUGGCUGUUGGGGUCCGGGGCCUGACCAGUGCUUGUCCUGUCGGUUCUUUAGCAGGGGACGUACCUGUGUCGAAUCCUGCAACCUGCACGAAGGGGAUGUACGUGAGUUUGCAAACGGUUCAGUGUGCCUGGAGUGCGAUGCGCAGUGUGAGGUGGCGGAUGACGACGGUCUUACCUGCACUGGGCCUGGUCCUGAUCACUGUGUUAAAUGUCUUCACUUUAAAGACGGACCCAACUGUGUGGAGAAAUGCCCUGAUGGCCUACAGGGAGCAAACAGCUUCAUCUUCAAAUAUGCUGAGGCCAACAAUGAGUGUCACCCCUGCCAUGUCAACUGUACCCAGGGAUGCACAGGACCUCGUCUGCAAGACUGCAUUGGCAUGAUGGACAGGACUCCCCUCAUUGCAGCUGGGGUUAUUGGGGGAUUGUUUGUGGUGAUCAUUGUGGGUCUGAGUGUUGCCAUAUCACUGAGGAGGAAGAGCAUCAAGAAGAAGAGAGCCUUGAGACGCUUCUUGGAGACUGAGUUGGUGGAGCCUCUGACGCCCAGCGGUGCGGCCCCGAACCAAGCACAGCUGCGCAUUCUAAAAGAAACUGAGCUGAAACGGGUGAAGAUCCUAGGAGCCGGGGCCUUUGGCACUGUUUACAAGGGCAUCUGGGUACCUGAGGGCGAGACUGUGAAGAUUCCCGUUGCCAUAAAGAUCUUGAACGAGGCGACAGGCCCCAAAGCCAAUGUAGAGUUCAUGGACGAGGCUCUGAUCAUGGCCAGCAUGGAGCAUCCUCACCUGGUGCGGUUACUGGGUGUGUGUCUGAGCCCCACCAUUCAGCUGGUCACACAGCUCAUGCCCCAUGGCUGUCUGCUGGACUACGUGCACGAGCAUAAAGACAACAUCGGCUCCCAAUUACUGCUCAACUGGUGUGUUCAGAUCGCCAAGGGUAUGAUGUACUUGGAGGACAGGAGACUUGUGCACAGGGAUCUGGCUGCUCGGAACGUCCUAGUGAAGUCACCCAACCAUAUAAAGAUCACUGACUUCGGUCUGGCUCGCCUUCUGGAUGCAGAUGAGAAGGAAUACAAUGCAGAUGGGGGCAAGAUGCCUAUAAAGUGGAUGGCCUUGGAGUGCAUACACUAUAGAAAAUUCACCCACCAAAGUGACGUAUGGAGUUACGGAGUGACUAUCUGGGAGCUGAUGACAUUCGGAGGAAAGCCGUACGAUGGAAUCCCAACCCGAGAGAUUCCUGACCUGUUGGAGAAAGGAGAGAGGCUUCCUCAACCUCCCAUCUGCACUAUUGAUGUCUACAUGGUCAUGGUCAAAUGCUGGAUGAUAGAUGCAGACAGCAGACCCAGAUUUAAGGAGCUUGCAGCAGAGUUCAGCCGAAUGGCAAGAGAUCCACAACGUUACCUAGUCAUCCAGGGUGACGACCGAAUGAAGCUGCCCAGCCCCAAUGACAGUAAGUUCUUCCAGAGUCUGCUAGAUGAGGAGGAACUGGAGGAUCUGAUGGAUGCCGAGGAGUAUUUGGUGCCACAAGCCUACAGUAUUCCUCCACUGGCAUACACAACCAGAUCACGCAUGGACCCCAACAGAAACCAGUUCGCAUAUCAGGACGGCAGCUUCGGAAUGGAGGAGAUGAUGGCCACUAUCCCGCGGGUUGUGGCUAUGUCUGCGGUCAGCCCUGGGUGUUCUGCUCAGAAGCAAUCUAUGGCCCAGCAGGGGGCCUCGGGGUCCUCGGAGGCAUUUGAAGAAAGCCGCUGUAAUGGCACUCUCAGGAAGAAGGUUUCACCCAGGGCAAGCACCGGGGAGGACAGCAGUGGCCAGCGCUACAGUUCAGAUCCAACUGUGAUACUAUGUGAGCGUGGAGCGAGAGCUGAGACUGACCAAGAUUCAUACAUGAGCGCCAUGCAGGACAAAAAGCCCUCAGAUUAUCUCAAUCCUGUGGAAGAGAACCCCUUUGUCACCCAUCGCAGAAAUGGAGAAGUCCACACUCUUGAGCGAGGUUACCACAGUACCUCCAACGGGCAGCCCAAAGUGGAGGAUGAGUAUGUCAAUGACCCGUUGUACCUCAACACCUUCCAUAACUCUGGGGAAAAGAGUCAUGAUGUAUUGCGGAAGAACGGAGUCCCAAUGGCACACACGGCAGCAGCAGCAGUAGCAGCAGCAGCAAAUAAUGGAAAUUCCAACAGCCAGAACCUUUCCCAAACCAUGCAACCAGCAGCACCUAGUGCCCAUGUCUCAACACAGCCACUGUACCAAGGCAAACAAAGCAUCUCCACCCUCUCAGGCCACACCCUCCACUCCGCCCAUCCCGGACACACCCUCCAUCCCGCUCACUCCGGGACCAUCAAGGCCGACAUAAAGCCCAAAAAGACAUUUGACAAUCCUGAGUACUGGCAGCACAGUCUUCCCCCCAAGGCCACUCUCCACAACCCUGAGUAUCUGCAGGACUGCAGCACACGCUUCUUCUACCGGCAAAAUGGUCGGAUCCGACCCGCCGUGGCUGAGAACCAGGAGUACCUGUCCGAGUAUGCACUAAAACCGGGCACCGUGUUGCCACCGCCUCCCUACCGUCAGAGGAACACUGUUGUGUAGCAACAACAGCCAAGACAACGAAGGAAAGAUGGAGGUAAAGAGAGAGUCACAGUGUGUUCUCACCCUGGCUCUCACACCAGCAUUGCAAUCUCUAUGCUCUUCUCUGAACUGGAUUUAACACCCAACCUCCAAUGACCUAGAACUGAUCCACUUGAGUGAGCUUCUCCUCCAGAGGCAUUGGUCACAGAUGGCCACAUCAAUCAAAGCUCCUUCCUGCUUGUCUCUCCUCACUUCAAUCACCAUUAAGAUCUGUUUCCCCUACCUGAGCCCAGCUUUCGGAAAGCGAUACUCUUCCAAGCAUUUGGUAGAUGUUACACUCAUCUCAUUGAAAGCAAGUACUGACGUUGAUGUGCAACAUGUGUUGAUCCAAUAGAAGAGAGGAGUCAUUCUUUUGUGCAAUUACAGAAAUGUUUUUCAUUUAUCUUGUUUUGGGAAUUUAAUUUGAAGCUACGAUAUGAUCUGUUGUAAUUUAUGACUUCGGUUAGCAUAGUUUAUUUUAGCACACCAUACAUGAUUUUAUGAGGCAGAUGUGUUGUAUGCAAAUCCGUCGUAUUGGGAAUAUCUUUGUGGGCCCUGGGACAAAAGGGCCCAAAAAGGUCCUCAAUGUCGCCAACAAACUGAGACUCAAAAAAAUGUAAGCGACAGGCCUGGCUGUACGCUACAUACUGUUAUAUACAACAAAACAUAUGUUUAUUACAGCAUGGUGUCAACUGGGACCUUUGAUCACCACCUUCUCGAAUGGCAUAUCUUCAAAAGACACAUUGUGCAAUGUUCUGUUCAAAAAAUAUCUCCUUGAUUCAUCUGCACAUGUAUUAUAUUGCUCAAACAAGCUACAUUUUAUUACUUCUAUUGAGCCGUUCUCUCAUCAUUUUUGAUUCGUAAGUAAGACUGGAAUCAUUCCCAACUGGACACAGUCCUGCGGUCCGCAUUAUGCGUAAAGGCAACCUGAUGAAAACAAGCAUCUCAUGCUGAGAACAGUAUCAGCCUGCAUAUGAUCGAGACCGUACUGCAGCCUGCCACAAAAUCAAUAACUUCAUAAAAGCAGAUCUACAACAGUCUACUGUAAUAAUGUUUUUAUUGUUGAUCUAGCCAGCAUUGAUCUGUAUGCUCACAGAGUUGUCACCUUAAGGUAGCCUUUCUUAUUUUGUCAUUUCAUGUGUGGAACGAAAACCCAGAUUGGGGAUACCAUGAACUUAAGAAGCUAAAAUCAAUACUAGCGACCAAGAGCAUCCAUGUAGAUGGACGUACGGCGGCAAAUGGAGAUUUACACAGCUACAGAGGUCAAGGUUUGCACAGAAGACUCGACAGCACACAAUACCUGGCUCCUCUUCUGAAAUAUGGCCGGAAAACUGUUAUAACUGUAUAAACUUUACCCACAUACGAGUCAAUGAGAUGCACAAGACUUGCGAUCAAGAUGGCAGCUUUUUCUAGCUGGGUUCAUUAAAACUGCAACAGUAGGGGACAUUUUGAAAUUGAGAAGACAGGAGUACCAUCAUACAGUACCAUGAGGAACAAAUGAGAACGUGCGAAUGGAAUAUUUUCCCCAAGGUCAGAGAUGAGACUGCCUCAAAUAUGUCAACUCCAUUUGAACUGUCUCCCAUAAUGACUUUUCUAUAAGAAGCAUCUCAUGGAGCUAUACGGAUAUGAAUCUAGGAAGAUAACGCAGCUUAUUAGGGCAUGUUGUUCUCCUCAAAUGGUGGAAAACAACUUUGCUACAUCUUCGGUACAUACCACACCACCCAGGUUUCUAUGGCCAGAUUUGUGUAUAGUUUUCAACACUGCCAGUCACAAUGCUUUUCUGCUAAGGGGAAUAAUAAUGAUGUUGUGUUGCUGGUUUGGAGAUGUGAAAUGGUUUUAUAGCACUUAACAGCCUGGCACAGCCACAUGAGUUUGUUUUAAACACAAAUGGCACUGAUUGAAUACUCAUUUAUAAUAAUCAUAGUUUCAUGAUGAUAGCAAACACCACUCGCCCACAUACAUUUGUUUUGCUCUAUCAUUUUAUUUUUAUUUUUUUUGUGCUUUUGAAUAUGAAGGUUUACAGUUACAUGGAGCACUUUAAUUAAUGAACAUAACAAAGAUAGAGCAGAGUUCUUUGGGAUUGCUGUUCCCAUGUGAUAACAGAUUAGACAAAUGAAAUUUUUGGCUCUCUACAGGAAACAAAAUCAGGGAAUGUUAGUGACGCGCCGUAAUUUUGCCAAACACAGAUGUUUACUAAUUAAGGUAUUUAUCUCAAGCUUUUAACCUUCAAAAUAAUGCAAUUGGGGCAGAAUUUAAGGUGGGUCACAGUAAAGGAAUGCUAAGAAUACCUAUAACAAUAAUAUAAGAUGCCUGUAACAGGACAAAACUGAUACUUGAAAUUGCUUCAUUUAAGCUCCUAUAGAGUUUGGAAACUAGUUUAAUAGUUAUGAAGUACAAUAUGUAGAUUAAGAACUAAGGCCAAAUGAUAUUUUAUUCAUCUUUCUUGUAUUUAUGAGUGAAACCAAUGCAUAGUUAUCUAAAUGAUUCUGGUUGAGAUUAUGAAAAGCCCAAAGAAGUACAACCUCCAUCAAAACCACCUUAUGUACAGUUUCCAAAAGGGUUGAAGCUUUCAGUUAUCUUCUCUUAACCCAAUUAAAGGCAAGGACCUUGUGCAUAUGCUACUGAUAACGUCACCGCAGAUCAGGGUGUCUAAGUCUAUAUAUGUAGCAACUGCUGUGAAUACAGAGUGGGUAAAUAUCUAUUAAAUCCAUCAUGUGAGGAACAACUAGACCAAAAUGGAGGGAGAGGAAUGCCUGAAAUUUGAGGGUGACUCUUUGCAAAGACUUUCACUAUUAGAGACUGUUAGAGGAUGGAACUCGUUCUCUUUGGAAACAUUUUCACUUUCUAGGAACUCUAGGAUAUGAGGUUUGGAUGGAGCACAAACAUUUGACUCACUUUUAGCAGAAUCUAGAAGAACACAAAGACAUCUUGACAUGAACUUGUGUAUAUAUACCUAAAGGGGCUUGAAGAUAAUUAUGUGAAGAGGUGAAUAUAUCAGUGAAGGCUUAUUUUCUGGGGUUGUUUUUUUUUUUUUUUCUUGAGUUCACUAAGUGAGUUCACUAAGUUCCAGUUCCAGACCCUUGAAUCAACUCUUCAAAAUGCUUAAAGUGUGCUUUAUUACACUGCACAUCUAGAUGUAAUGCCUGGUUAGCAUGCUGUUCUCCAUUCAAUAAACAUUUGAUGAAUUACUGCUGCCACGAUCAACAGAAAAUGUGCACAACUUUUUAAUGUACUUAGGUUUACCGCCUGAUGUUAUGAGUAAUAGGCCAAUAGCAAUGAGUUAAUGAACCCAAAUUACAUAAGGCAAUAAAAAUAAUAAAGACCUAAUUUAAAUACAGUGCAGAACUAUUUUACCACAUUUAGUGUCUGGUUAAACUGGAUUGUGAGUGGUUUGUUGGAAAGUGUGGCAUUUUGAGUUCAAAAAUCAUAUGUUUUUCGUAUGUUUUUCUUCCUCAUUUUUAACGUAUUUAUCAGCUAGCUUUAAUAUACAUGAUUUAGGCACAUAAAAUUCCCUUAGUAUGUUUAAAUGGGCCCUAAGGCUCUUUUAUAAUGAUCCUGUCAUCAUAUAUUUUACAGUAUAGAGAGGCAAUAAGCUUUACAAAAUACGUGUUUCAGCUUCUGUUAUCACAUUACUGUUAAGGUACUUACAGUAUGUUAGGGUUCUUAAUGUUUAACACAGACAAUUAAAUUCAUUUGCAGUGUUAUUGAGUCUGCCCUUGCUGAUCUGAUAAUGUGUAUUUGCAUAUAAAUUCUGCAGCAUCAAAGAUGCAAACAAGGUUAUUUUUUCGGUCCUUCUUAUUAGUUGUGCCCCCUUUUCUGGUCUUUUUUGUGUUUUCUUUUGUCAUUUCUUUUGAAAUGCUCACUGGAACUUUUGCAUGUGGCAAGGUAGUCAGAAAGUAUCGGUAGACUAAGCACAGUUAAAAAAUCAUUUUAUAUUAGAAAGGACAAAUAAAGGGAAGAAAAACAUCUUUCUGCAACACUGACAUUUGGAAUGGUUGUUCCUCAUGAUUUUACUACUGUACGUCAAUGCGAAAAUGUGAAUAGUAUUUUUAUAAACAGUUGAAUUGGCCAGAUGUAUUUGUAAAUAGCUGGGAAACUUAUGCUCUUUUUGGACUGACCUUUUUUUCCCCAUUAUGUUUUGUUCACUUAUAUUGUGUGUGACCGGUUAUUCUUAUUUGAUGGCUGUAUAUAUCAGUAAUUUGAACAGCACAUAUUUGAUUUUGUAGAUCUUGCAGGUUCUUUUAGUACUUCGGUGUGUUUUUUUGUGACCGUAUGUAGCCCGGCUUGGUGCUUUUGUGUUCUUUAACCUCUGCCCAUGUUCAAGAGAUAGGAGAUGUUUUCUUUCUGUCAGGUAUAGCCUCCCUCCAUCACCCCACAAUUUUCUCUUUUUGUACAGAAUCCAGCGUGGGGAGUCUGCAGCUGUGUGACGAUAGCAUUUGUAUCUCCCAGGAAUCUCUCUCAACUCCAUUUAGGCUUUUCCUGACUUUAGUCCUGGUCAUAUCGGUAGUGUCUAGUUCUUUCUCAGUAUGCAAUUCAUAUUUGUGCACAAUCUCCCAUUUCUUCACAUCUGCAGCCAAUCGCACCGUGAGCUCAGGCUUAGACAAGGGCUGCGAGCGCAAACAUGGUGAAAAAUGAUGGCAAAAGCCACAGUCACUGAACUCAACUUUCUCAAAAACAUCCGCCAUGGUGUUCCUCCAAGAGAGUCAUAAGUCAGAGUGUAUUAUACACGCUGUCAAGUGGACUAAUUGUCUGGAGUGUUCAUUUGGCCAUGUUGUUAUUGAGUGACGGCUCGUCAAAACUAAAGUCAAGUCUUGUCAUUUUUGACGACCAUCUUCAGCUCUGGUCACAGUAACUUUCUCCACCACAGCUUUCCCAUUCCCCAAAGCUAGAGCAUUUAAAUACUGUUUCACAGUUUUGUUACCUGAAUCUAUAUUUUUAAUUUAAUAUA
Molecule: messenger RNA, 9308 nt
Organism: Sinocyclocheilus rhinocerous
Lineage: Eukaryota; Metazoa; Chordata; Actinopteri; Cypriniformes; Cyprinidae
Product: receptor tyrosine-protein kinase erbB-4-like
Exons: 27
Coding region: 242-4342 (1366 amino acids)
Biological process (GO): positive regulation of cell population proliferation; negative regulation of apoptotic process; cell surface receptor protein tyrosine kinase signaling pathway
Cellular component (GO): plasma membrane; signaling receptor complex; basal plasma membrane
Molecular function (GO): transmembrane receptor protein tyrosine kinase activity; ATP binding; epidermal growth factor receptor binding
Source: RefSeq, a predicted model, not a curated record